Loa loa (African eye worm) is the source of this 1125-nucleotide messenger RNA. RefSeq lists its product as hypothetical. The transcript has 5 exons. Bases 1 to 1125 code for a protein of 374 amino acids. The record is from RefSeq and is a predicted model, not a curated record. Lineage: Eukaryota; Metazoa; Nematoda; Chromadorea; Rhabditida; Onchocercidae.
AUGGCAAUUAUUAAUGCUAUUCCAAUUGAUAAUGGUGUCGAAGGUGAACCUGAAAUUGAAUGUGGUUCAACAGCUAUUGCUGUUAAUUUUAAUACGCGUAAUACUUUUGAAGGACAUGUAUAUGCUAAAGGUAUGUAUAGUGAACAAGAUUGUCGUAAUGAUGAAGGUGGACGUCAAGUAGCCGGUAUAACAUUAUCAUUUGAUUCAUGUAAUGUUGCUCGUACACGAUCAUUAAAUCCACGUGGAAUAUUUGUUACUGCUGUUGUAGUAAUUACAUUUCAUCCACAAUUUAUAACAAAAGUUGAUCGAAUAUAUCGAUUACAAUGCUUUUAUAUGGAAGCUGAUAAGACAGUAAGUACAAAAAUUGAAGUUUCCGAAAUGACAACCGCUUUUGCUACUCAAUUGGUACCAAUGCCAGUUUGUCGUUAUGAGAUUUUGGAUGGUAGUCCAUCCGGACAACCAGUACAAUACGGUAUGAUCGGACAACCGGUAUAUCAUAAAUGGACAUGCGAUACGGAAACUGUUGAUACAUUUUGUGCAUUAGUUCAUUCCUGUUAUGUUGAUGAUGGUAAUGGUGAUAGCAUUAAUUUAAUCAAUGAAGAAGGAUGUGCUUUAGAUAAAUAUCUCAUGAAUAAUUUAGAAUAUCCAACUGAUCUAAUGGCUGGACAAGAAGCGCAUGUUUAUAAAUAUGCUGAUCGUUCACAACUCUUUUAUCAAUGUCAAAUAACAAUACAAAUAAAAGAGCCAAAUGGUGAAUGUAUUCGACCACAAUGCUCUGAACCACAAGGUUUUGGUGCUACUCAGCGACAAGCUGUAGAACGAUCAUCUAGGAAACAACGUGACAUAAGCGCCUGGUAUGAUCCAAUUAAUACAAUGGAUGUAAGAACUGAAAUAAGCGCUCUAGAAAUUAUGGAUGAAAAUGAUGGCAAUAUACCUCUGCUUAAUCUGAAACAAAAUCAUAAUGAAUUAAUGGAUUUAUCACCGAUACAUAUUGCAUUUAAUCCAACAGGUUUAUGCUUAUCAAAUGGCACAUUCGUUGCGGUAAUUGCUAUGUGUGGAACAUUAUUAUGUACUAUUUUCAUCAUUAUUAUUUUCUUUUUCCGAUCAAAACAAUCAAAAUUAUAA